Microcebus murinus (gray mouse lemur) is the source of this 1949-nucleotide messenger RNA. RefSeq names its product SEH1 like nucleoporin (gene SEH1L). Gene Ontology annotation, cellular component: nuclear pore outer ring; Seh1-associated complex. Lineage: Eukaryota; Metazoa; Chordata; Mammalia; Primates; Cheirogaleidae. Gene Ontology annotation, biological process: positive regulation of TORC1 signaling; cellular response to amino acid starvation. The record is from RefSeq and is a predicted model, not a curated record. Gene Ontology annotation, molecular function: structural molecule activity; protein binding.
CCGAGGGGCGGGGCGGCGCGGGGAGGACGCGCCGUGCGCGCCCGGGCUGCGGGCCCGGGUAGGCUACGGGCCGCGUGCCGCCGCCGCCGCCACUGCCCUCUUCGGAGGCGCGGGUGCGGCGGGAGCCAUGUUUGUGGCGCGCAGCAUCGCGGCGGACCAUAAGGAUCUCAUCCACGAUGUCUCCUUCGACUUCCACGGGCGGCGGAUGGCGACCUGCUCCAGCGAUCAGAGCGUUAAGGUCUGGGAUAAAAGUGAAAGUGGGGAUUGGCAUUGUACUGCUAGCUGGAAGACACAUAGUGGAUCUGUAUGGCGUGUAACAUGGGCCCAUCCUGAAUUUGGACAGGUUUUGGCUUCCUGUUCUUUUGACCGAACAGCUGCUGUAUGGGAAGAAAUAGUAGGAGAAUCAAAUGAUAAACUUCGAGGCCAGAGUCACUGGGUUAAAAGGACAACUCUAGUGGAUAGUAGGACGUCUGUUACCGAUGUGAAAUUUGCUCCCAAGCAUAUGGGUCUUAUGUUAGCAACCUGUUCAGCAGAUGGUAUAGUAAGAAUAUAUGAGGCACCAGAUGUUAUGAAUCUCAGCCAGUGGUCUCUGCAGCAUGAGAUCUCAUGUAAGCUGAGCUGUAGUUGCAUUUCUUGGAACCCUUCAAGCUCUCGGGCUCAUUCUCCCAUGAUAGCUGUAGGAAGUGAUGACAAUAGUCCAAAUACAAUGGCCAAGGUUCAGAUUUUUGAAUAUAAUGAAAACACCAGGAAAUACGCAAAAGCUGAAACUCUUAUGACAGUCACUGAUCCUGUACAUGAUAUUGCAUUUGCUCCAAAUUUGGGAAGAUCUUUCCAUAUUCUAGCAAUAGCAACCAAAGAUGUGAGAAUUUUUACAUUAAAGCCUGUGAGGAAAGAACUUACUUCCUCUGGUGGGCCAACAAAAUUUGAAAUCCAUAUCGUGGCUCAAUUUGAUAAUCAUAAUUCCCAGGUCUGGCGAGUGAGUUGGAAUAUAACAGGAACAGUGCUAGCAUCUUCAGGAGAUGAUGGCUGUGUACGAUUGUGGAAAGCUAAUUAUAUGGACAAUUGGAAGUGUACUGGUAUUUUGAUAUGGGGCCCAGUCAAUGGGAAGUUCUCAGCAGGGAAACUCAAUCCUUCCCUAGUUUCAAAUACAACACUUCAUAAUUCAUUAAUGUCUUCUGCUGGCAGGUAUUUCUUUCCCCUGCUGGAUCCCCCACUGGCUGGAUCGAAAUGGUCCAGUUAUGCCCAGCUCCUUUCUCCCCUUCCUCCUCUUCCUCCUCCACCUCCUCCUCCCCCUCCUCUGGUAGAGCACUCUGGUGAUGCUGACACUGCCAGCCUCCAGUAUCCUCACCCUCACAGAGGAUAUUUCUCUCGGCCUCUUAAUCCCUUACCUGAGAAUGAAGGAGUUUAAAACACUGAUUUAACAUUUAAAGGCCUUAUUCAAUGCUUGUAAAUGCUUUCAUUUUUGGCACUUUUUGUUUUUCUUCAUUUUCUUUAUUUUAUUAUUUUUGUUUUUUUACUUUUAGCAUAUCCAAUGGCUUCCAUGUUUUUCUUCAUUUUCUUUUGAAAGGUUUUUCUAAUUUAGGGGCCUGUCUUACGUGUAUUACAACCAGAACACAGUGUUUGGAACCUAAACCUGUUUGUGUGUCAGCAUCAAAGGAACAUUUACUUCACUAGUUGAUAACCUUUGAUGAAAUAUGUACAAGUAACAUUAACUGUGAAAGUUAUACACAGUAGCUGACUUCAAAGUGCCUGUUUUGUAAACUUUAUUGUGAACUGUUUCCAUAGUCUUAAGUUUCUUAUGCUUUGUCUUACUGGUUAAUGUGAAAACAUCAUUAUGAAAUUCACUAUGCUUUUGAGACAUAUAAAAAUGUUUUUAAUUUUACAGGCUAAGGUUGCAUUUGACUAGGAUGUAAAAUAAAUCAUUCCUGUGUAUAAAGUGGCAAAACAUA